AUGGCACUAAUCUUCAGCUUGGUACGUCAGGUUGGUUAUCCACCAAAGUCCACGUUCCCGAAGGCGCUGACUCUGCGACGAAGAAGGGGCGGAUAUCGGUCGGGCGAGUCGGCAGAGGCCGAGAUCAAACACUAUGCCCAUACAUAUGGGUCGGUGAUCCUGAAGUUGCCCUUCAGGAAGUUGAUAGAGGAGAUCGACUAUGAAGUGUCCCGGGCUCACAAUCAGAGCAUCGCGACAACCCCGGAGGCGACGCCGUUCUCUGAAAGGCAUCGCUGGUACCAAGAGGCAGUCGAUGCCCUGCAGGAGGCCGCUGAGACGUACAUCAGCGCCCUCUUCUCAGACUCCAUCAUGCAACAACGGCAUGCAAAGGGUCUGACUCUGAACAAGGACGACUUUCGGAUGGUCCGGUACUUCCGGAAGCUGCUGAGCGUGGACGAGGUUGUGGUCGUCGUCGUCGUGGCCAAAGCCAAAGCCAAAAGCCUCAGCGUCAACGUCGAAGCCGCUGAAGGCCAUAGACCUUACGCUUGCUGA
This is a messenger RNA of Fimicolochytrium jonesii, 531 nucleotides long. RefSeq lists its product as uncharacterized. Bases 1 to 531 code for a protein of 176 amino acids. Lineage: Eukaryota; Fungi; Chytridiomycota; Chytridiomycetes; Spizellomycetales; Powellomycetaceae. The record is from RefSeq and is a predicted model, not a curated record. Gene Ontology annotation, molecular function: structural constituent of chromatin; protein heterodimerization activity; DNA binding. Gene Ontology annotation, cellular component: nucleosome. The transcript is spliced from 3 exons.